GUUUAACUGUUACUGCAAAGGUAGUAACAAGGUCUCAAUACUAUGGUCGGCGAUCAGUGUUACAGCUUGGAAAUCGUGAAUGGGCUACUGCGAUUGAGGCAAUAAGUGCAUCAGGAUGGGCCUUGCCUCCAUGUAUUAUUCUCAAAGGCAAGGUCUUUAUCCAGUCUUGGUCUGACAACCUCCCGGACAAUUGGCGCAUUGAAAUCAGUCCAAAUGGAUGGACUUCUGAUGAAAUCGGGAUUCGGUGACUCCAAAAGAUCUUUAUUCCAUCGACAAUUACUCGUAUGAAAGGAAAAUAUCGACAUCUAAUCCUCGAUGGCCAUUUAACACCAAAAUUCGACGAAAUUUGCAGUCAAAACGAUAUCAUCCCAAUCUUGUUAAAGCGAUGGUAUGGCCAGAUGGUUGAAUCAAGAAUGUGGCUCGGUAUAAAUCAUAUCGGUAAAUUAGACAUUCUUGAGGCCUACCCACACGCACGAAUCGAAGUAUUCAAAACUGAGACUAUUAAGAAUAGCUUCGCGGCAGCUGGUUUAGUGCCAUACAACUGUGAACGAGUGAUUCAAAGCUCAAUAUUCAGCUUCGUAUGCCAACACCCCCCUGAAGCCGGGGUAGCGAUUGGGCGCCUAAAGCGCCUUCGAAUUUCGUCCAAUUACAAAAGCAAGCAUCCUCAAUUAAGGCUUUAUUAAGGCAGCAUUCAAAGAGCUUACCGAGUCCACUUAAUUCUGCGAUAAAUCAGGUUCUUAAAGCUUGUCAAAUAACAAUGCAAUCGGCUGCUUUUCUUGAGAAAGAAGUAAGUGAAUUAGCACUGCAAAUGAAAGACAGAAGCAAAAGUGUACUUGGUCUAGAGACAAAUACUUCAUGAAGAUGGUCUCAGCCC
Messenger RNA from Aspergillus ruber CBS 135680, 874 nucleotides. RefSeq lists its product as uncharacterized. Lineage: Eukaryota; Fungi; Ascomycota; Eurotiomycetes; Eurotiales; Aspergillaceae. The record is from RefSeq and is a predicted model, not a curated record. The coding region runs from base 414 to 683 and encodes 89 amino acids. The transcript has 2 exons.